AUGUUUUCAUUGGUGGUGCUUGGCAUUCUUGCCAAGGCUUCAACAGUUACUGCAUCGCCAACUCAACAUGAAGACCCUUCCGUAUAUGUGAACCCUUUUAUCGGCACUGCUGGGCCUGAUGGCACCGGUGCAAACUCUGGAGACACAUUUCCUGGUGUUUCUGUGCCUUUCGGGGUUGUGAAACUCGGCCCGGAUACUACGGAGAUGAAUCCCAGCACAAACGCAUUUGCUGGAUACACACCGGAUGGAAAUGUCACUGGAUUCACUUGCUUCCACGAAUGUGGCAUAGGAGGAGCCUCAAAGUACGGUGUGGUCGGACAUAUGCCACUUACAACUCUGUCAGGUGUCAAUGUUCUCGAUAAUGCAACUUACCAGCAGCCUCGUGUUACAAUGGAUAGGGCAUCCGUUGGCUACUACCGCUCUGACCUAGCAAAUGGUGUCAAAGUAGAGCUUGCCGCAUCCGACCAUGCUGGGUUUAUUCAGUAUACGUAUCCGAAAAACACUGAGCGUAUUGUCCUCUUUGAUGUGUCGCAUAACUUGCCCUCUUUGGCUGAGUUUAUAAAAUCUCAAUCAUAUAGUAACGGUCAAAUUGAGGUCAAAAAGAACGGCAAAAGAGUGCAGGGCUGGGGAGUUUGGAGGGGCGGCUGGGGGGGCACGGGAAUCAAUUGGGGAAUUUAUUUUUGCAACGACUUUGAUUCCACUCCUUCAACCUGGCAAUACUUUUCUGGACCGUGGAAUGCUCCAGACAACCCUCCAAGUCCUUCCACGCCAGUGACCUGGGGUAACGCAGUUGGCGCUCUAUUUAGCUUUCCGCAUAAAAAAACGGUUGUCAAGUCCAAGGUUGGGGUGUCAUUCAUCUCCGUCGAGAAGGCUUGUGCGUUUCAGAGCGAAAUUCCAUCUUGGACACUAAAUCAGACUGUCCAAUCGACUAAAAAGCUAUGGAACGAUGAAGUUUUUAGCAAGAUAUCGGUCAAAGAAUCCACCAAGAACGAUACACGGCUCACACUCUUCUACUCUGCCCUCUAUCGCAUGCAUCAAAUGCCUUCCGAUAGAACCGGAGAAAAUCCGGAUUGGCCCCAGCGUGGCAUUGACAUGAUACGCUCCCUCAUUGACAUAUGGAGGCAUGUUGGUUUCAUGCCGGACGGCCGCAGUGGCAAUCAUAAUGGCAAAGUACAAGGCGGCAGCAAUGCUGAUAAUGUGCUGGCCGAUGCCUAUGUCAAGGGAUACACCGACGGUAUCAACUGGAAAGAUGGCUACAAAGCAGUAUGGACUGAUGCAGAAGUUGUUCCACCUCCCAACAACGACCCAGAAGACGCGAGCUGUUAUGUGUCAACAACAUUUUCGUCAAGCAUCAGUCGUACCGUUGAAUAUUCUCUGAAUGACUUUGCAGUAAGUCAAAUUGCGAAGGGUAUAGCACCGCAUGAUUACCAAAAAUAUUUGAAACGAUCAGGGAAUUGGAAAAACCUUUGGAACGCGGACAUAAAUCAGUAUAACACAUCGGGAUUUCUCGGUCCUCGCUAUCCAAAUGGAACGGUGAUAACUAUCGCCCCACAAGACACAUCCUACACGACCGAAGGACUACCAUGGGAAUACACAUGGACUAUACCAUUUGAUAUGCAAGGGCUUAUCGACAAAAUGGGUGGUCCCGAUGCAACUGAGAAACGGCUUGACCUGAUGUUUGUGCCUAAUCUCCGAACGGUGGAUUUAGGUGUAGGAGUUGGAUCAGGAACAACCCUCUUCAAUCCCGGCAACGAACCUAGUUUCGGCACUCCGUUUUUGUAUAACUAUUUGCCAGGCCGCCAAUACAAAGCCGUGAAUCAGUCCCGCGUGAACAUUGAUGAAAAUUACUUCGCUGGAUCCAACGGUCUUCCUGGAAACAGCGAUGCUGGCGCUAUGGACAGCUGGAUGCUUUGGCAGAUGCUGGGUCUGUAUCCAGUGGUGACCCAGCCAGUCUACUUGAUCCUGGCGCCAUGGUUUGAGGAUAUUUCUGUCUCGGUCGGUGGUUCCUAUACCCUUCGAAUUAAAGCAAAGGGGCUGUCCAACAACAGCUUCUUUGUUCAGAGCCUCAAAGUCAAUGGUAAAGCUUGGAACAAGAGCUGGCUGGAGCAUAGUGACAUUGCAAAGGGUGGACUGUUGGAGUUUGUCUUGGGCCCUGAGCCAAAGUCAUGGGAUACUGGAGCCGUCCCUCCAAGUCCAGGGCAUCAGUAG
Messenger RNA from Trichoderma breve, 2208 nucleotides. Its product is annotated as glycosyl hydrolase family 92 domain-containing protein. The record is from RefSeq and is a predicted model, not a curated record. Lineage: Eukaryota; Fungi; Ascomycota; Sordariomycetes; Hypocreales; Hypocreaceae. The coding region runs from base 1 to 2208 and encodes 735 amino acids. The transcript has 9 exons. Gene Ontology annotation, cellular component: nucleus; cytosol. Gene Ontology annotation, molecular function: peptide-N4-(N-acetyl-beta-glucosaminyl)asparagine amidase activity; carbohydrate binding. Gene Ontology annotation, biological process: protein quality control for misfolded or incompletely synthesized proteins; protein deglycosylation; glycoprotein catabolic process.